AGUUUUUGGGUGGCUUUGGUGUUGGGAGGAAAAGAAGAUGGCAGAGUGUUAAGAGACGGAGACAAAAGUAGGCUAACAAAGAAAUGAAUAGUUUAAUACUGGUAUUUAAAAUUGGGGGAGUUUGGUAGACGUUUUUCAAUGUGGUUACAUGUUCAUGCAUGAACGCGAGAACAUGAAAAUCAGUUAUCGCGGGGGAAGAUCAUAAGGCUGUUUAGAAACCGCUACAGGCUAGUUUAUUUGACGUUUUUUUUUUUUUGGGCUAGUGGACUUCAACUGUGUAAGAGACGGCUGGGCAUUCGCUACAAGGUGUGGAUGACUACAGGACUUCGGAAGGGAGGCUUCGGAUUCCUAUGGCAGCACUCGAUUUGUAUGACAGGCAAUGCUGGUAAGGUGUCAUUUCCUUUGUGAACUCUAAGAGCAACAGAGAACAACAACCCACAUAACAACCAGCCUCUACAGCAAAGAGGAGACGUCGCAGAAGCUGCGCUUUCACUUAAACAGCAGAACGUUUUAGAAAGCAAAAUGCACUCUGAAACCCAUGAACAAAUAGAACUGGUUCUUGUGGUGUACAUCAUCACAUUCAUCUUUGGGCUGCCAGCCAACAUUGUUGCCCUCUAUGCCUUCAUCAAGAAGGUGCGGCGAAGGGCAACUCCUGUGGACGUGCUGCUGAUCGGCCUCACUGUGUCCGACCUGGUCUUCCUGCUCUUCCUCCCCUUAAGGAUGAAGGAGGCCAUCGACCACGACGUGUGGAAAAUGCCCGACUUUCUGUGCCCAUUAUUAGCGAUCGUCUUCUAUGGCACCAUCUACAACAGCAGUCUGUACCUCACUGCCAUAAGUGUUGAGCGCUACCUUGGAGUUGCCUUUCCCAUCAAGUACAAACUAAACAGAAAGCCUCUGUAUGCAGUGGUGGGCAGCGUCAUUAUUUGGACCAUCUCCUUGGCACAGUGUAGCAUUGUCUACUUUAUGCACUACCACCAUGACCAAAACAAGACCUGCGAAGUAGAGCACAGCUCAAAAUGCUACCAACACUUCACACCAGAGCAGCUAGACAUGCUACUGCCAUUUCGCCUGCAGCAGUUUCUCCUCCUUUUCUGCGUGCCGCUGCUCAUCUGCUGCUUCUGCUACAUCAACUUCAUCCACAUCCUUUCCAAUCUGCCUAACAUCUGCCAACGGCGACGUUCCAGAGCCAUCGGGCUCGCCCUCGGCACCAUGGUGGUCUUCCUUGUGUGCUUUGGCCCCUAUAACAUCUCCCACCUUAUUGGCUACGCCACCAAUGAGAGUCCGGAAUGGCGCAAGAUCGCCGUGCUCACCAGCACCUUAAACACCUGCCUGGACCCCUUCAUCUACUACUUCUCCUCCUCAGCACUGAGGGGCACGUUCGGCAACAUCCUCAACAGGCUCACUUCCAGGCUGCAGCUGCACUGCCCCUCCUGCAGGAUGUACCAGCGUACCACUCCCCAAACUGCAGCACCAGAGGUGCGCACACAAAGCACCAAUGAUAACCUGGGCUAGACAUGCCAGGAUUACUGUCUAGAAAAGGGUACAUGUGUGGGCAAGGGUGUUUUGAUGUGUGUGUGCGUUUGCAAUGAAUGAUGUGUGAGAUGAGUUUUAUGGUAUAAAUGUGUUU
Alosa sapidissima (American shad) is the source of this 1627-nucleotide messenger RNA. Its product is annotated as free fatty acid receptor 2-like. The transcript has 3 exons. The record is from RefSeq and is a predicted model, not a curated record. Gene Ontology annotation, molecular function: G protein-coupled receptor activity. The coding region runs from base 523 to 1512 and encodes 329 amino acids. Gene Ontology annotation, biological process: G protein-coupled receptor signaling pathway; cellular response to fatty acid. Gene Ontology annotation, cellular component: plasma membrane. NCBI's taxonomy places the organism in Eukaryota, Metazoa, Chordata, Actinopteri, Clupeiformes, Clupeidae.